This is a messenger RNA of Oncorhynchus keta (chum salmon), 3236 nucleotides long. RefSeq names its product SWI/SNF-related matrix-associated actin-dependent regulator of chromatin subfamily A containing DEAD/H box 1A-like. Gene Ontology annotation, molecular function: DNA binding; ATP-dependent chromatin remodeler activity; ubiquitin binding. Gene Ontology annotation, cellular component: nucleus. Bases 161 to 2776 code for a protein of 871 amino acids. The record is from RefSeq and is a predicted model, not a curated record. The transcript has 20 exons. Lineage: Eukaryota; Metazoa; Chordata; Actinopteri; Salmoniformes; Salmonidae.
GCAGUACUAACCUUCACUGCUGAAGACUCUGAAGAGGAGGGCGCAGAGCCCAGCUGGGAAAGACAGGAGACCAUGUUCUAGAUGUAUCACAGGAGGCUGCUGUGGGGAGUACGGCUCAUAAUAAUGGCCUGAACGGAGCGACUGGAGUGGCAUCAAACGCAUGGAAACCAUGGGUGGUUCUCAAAAUUCAUACUACCGCACGGGAGGGUCGGCGCGAGUCCAAAUCAAAGAACUCAGGGCUGUGCUGCAGGAACAUGAGUGGAACGUAGCAGACGCCUUGGAGGCGCUUCGCAUGUUCUCUGACCCAGAGGAAUACACCAGCUCUCCUGAAGUCAAGCAAAAGGAACCUAAAGCCAAGAGUGACGCCAAGCCAAGCAGAGAGUCCAAGGACGGCAUGGAGGAAGCCAAGCCAAGCAAAGCUUCCCCUCGGAAAUGGAUGUUCAAGAAAUUUGCCCCUGAAUCCAAACCUACCUCCUCUUCAAAUUUGCAGAGCCUGAAGAUGUCCAACGGGACCAGCAUGGCUAGAAAGGAGGGCGAGAGGGCCAGCAGCUCGGAGGGCGAGAGGACAAGCAUGGCUAGAGAGGAGGGCGAGAGGACCAGCAUGGCUAGAAAGGAGGGCGAGAGGACCAGCAUGGCUAGAAAGGAGGGCGAGAGGGCCAGCAGCUCGGAGGGCGAGAGGACCAGCAUGGCUAGAAAGGAGGGCGAGAGGGCCAGCAGCUCGGAGGGCGAGAGGACCAGCAUGGCUAGAAAGGAGGGCGAGAGGGCCAGCAGCUCGGAGGGCGAGGAGGCGACCAGCAGCGAGUUUGAGGGCGAGGACGAGGAGCUGGACUCUGGGGCGGAAGACGAGGGCACAUCCACGCUACAAGGCCAGAUCCUGCUCUUCUUCCAGGAGGCCUCGCUGGACGAGCUGUCCCUCAUCACUGGAUGUUCGUUGAAGAAGGCCAAGAAGAUCGUGGAGCUGCGCCCUUUUGCUUUUUGGCACAAGCUGAAGGAGCAGUUCUGCAAGGAGAGCGGCCUGUCUGUGGAGCUGCUGCUGGGCUGCAGGGUGGUGCUGAGGGAGAGAGCCGUGCUCCGGGGUCUCAUGUCCAAGUGCCAGAACAUCUCGGGCAGGAUGGUGAAGGGAGUCAUCCAGGUCAUCGACAACGGCAUGGGCUCCAUGACCCAGCCCUCCAUCCUCAACAGAAAGUUAAAAUUGAAACCCUACCAGUUGAUUGGGCUGAAGUGGCUUCUCCUGCUGCACCAACACAAGCUGAGUGGAAUCCUGGCUGAUGAGAUGGGUUUGGGAAAGACCAUCCAGACCAUAGCCUUCCUGGCCAGGCUGUACCAGGAUGGCAUCAAAGGCCCCCACCUCAUCACUGUGCCCACCUCCACCAUGGAUAACUGGGUUCGGGAGCUAAAGCUGUGGUGCCCCAGUCUCAAGGUGCUAGUCUAUCACGGCUGUGUGAAGGACCGUCAGUAUCUGCGACAUGACAUUCUGAAUAAUCGGGUGGACUUCAACGUCAUCGUGGCCACAUACACCCUGGCCAUCGGCAACUACAGCGACCGCAGUCUCUUCCGCAAGCUCAAACUGAAGUACGCCGUGUUUGACGAGGGCCACAUGCUGAAGAACAUGACGUCCCUCCGUUACCGCCACCUCGUGGCCAUCAAUGCUGAGCACCGGCUGCUCCUGACCGGCACCCCUGUGCAGAACAACCUGCUGCAGCUGAUAUCGCUGCUCAACUUCAUCAUGCCCUCCAUGUUCUCCAGCAGCACCACGCAGAUAGCCAAGAUGUUCUCCAUGAAAUCCCAUGAGGAGCAGAGUCGUUUCGAGAGGGGCCGCAUCGCCCAGGCUAAACUCAUCAUGAAACCUUUCAUGCUCAGACGAGUCAAGAGUGACGUUCUUAAGCUGCUGCCAGCGAAGGAGGGGAAGUUGGUAUUCUGCCCGAUGAGUGAGAAGCAGCAGCAGCAGCUUUACCAGACCAUGGUGGGCAAGUUCAAGAAGUCUGCCAUCGGAGAGAAGAGAGAGCUGUGCAACGUGAUGAUGCAGCUGAGGAAGAUGGCCAACCACCCUCUGCUCCACCGGCAGUACUACACCACAGAGAGACUGGAGGCCAUGAGUAGCCUCAUGAUCAAGGAGCCGACCCAUUUUGAUGCAGACCCAGUGCUGAUCCAAGAGGACAUGGCUGUGAUGUCUGACUUUGAGCUCCACAGGCUGUGCCAGCAGUACUCGUCCUUGGACAAAUACCAGCUGGACAGAGACCUUGUACUGGACUCUGGGAAGUUUCACCUGCUCCAGACACUACUUGCCACGCUCAAGACCAAGGGAGACCGAGUAGUGCUCUUCAGUCAGUUCACCAUGAUGCUGGACAUCCUAGAGAUUCUGCUCAAACACCUGGGCCACCGCUACAUCAGACUGGACAGCUCCACGCCCAUAGCAGACAGGAUCGUGCUGAUUGAUGACUACAACACGGACCCGGAAAUCUUUGUGUUCCUGCUGUCGACGCGGGCCGGAGGCCUGGGUAUCAACCUGACCUCAGCCAACGUGGUCAUCAUGCAUGACAUCGACUACAACCCUUACAACGACAAACAGGCUGAGGACCGUUGCCACAGACUAGGGCAGACCAGGACAGUCCAGGUGAUCAAGCUGAUCCAGAAGGACACCAUAGAGGGCUGCAUGCUGCAGCUGGGUCAGAAGAAACUCAAACUGGAGCAGGACAUGACUGCUGCCGAGGUGGGUGACGAGGGCACCAUACCCGAGGACAUGGCCUCUCUGCUCAAAGCAUCACUGGGCCUGUGAGGAUCUGGGAUCCAGCCUGGAGCGUCACCGCCCAGGCGCCACCGAUUGACUGAAACUUGCCACGGAUACUUGAAUCCUCCUCCUGGAACUUUGUGGGUCUCCCUGCUCAUACCCACCCAUGAGACACAGCUGUCCACUUCCAACAGUCUGGAAUAGAGAUGAUAUGAAUGGAUUGUUUGCCCCUGUUGACAGUGUCGUUGAGGCCACUCUGCUCUGUGCAGAACUAGGGAUGUAUUCAUUAGGAACGAAAGCAAAAGGGCCAAAACGGGGAAGGACUAACCUGAACUUGUCCAUUUAAGAAAUGCUCGUUUUUGUUGCGGUUGUACCGUAAAACCCAUGCCGAAGCUGUUACUUGGCCGUUUGUAUUUUUUUUUUUUUGUAUGUCCUUGUUGCGACAUCAACAGGGUUUGUCGAAACAGUAAAUAAAGAUUUUAAUAUUUAAUGGUUUAUUUUUAAAGUA